This is a messenger RNA of Cladocopium goreaui, 1578 nucleotides long. The record is from the annotation of a GenBank genome assembly. Lineage: Eukaryota; Dinophyceae; Suessiales; Symbiodiniaceae.
AUGGCAGGCCGUGAAGUGGGUACGAGCCUGGAUCCGCGAUCUGACAACUUGGAGAGCUUGCGUCAAAUCAUGAACAGAGAGGUGCUACCGGAUUUUGACAAUGCCGUGAAGGACUGCGUCUUUGGAGUGAUGUCACUCAUUUUGCUGACUCUCUCAGCGGUGGACUCAGAGGAGGGACUUGAGCAAGCCAGAUAUAUGCAGGGGUUGGUAGACGGCCUGUUCUUCCAGUUUGCUGACCUCCUGCAGGACUCUGAUUGGCCGCUGGACACGUCCCAAUUCUAUAGUCUCAGGCAACUACUUGGACAUGAGCGAAAUGACUGCGGCGGCAGUAAUCUUCGCGUCUAUGUAUACAAUUCGACAGACUUAACCCGACGCAGACUGUUGACAGGCUCUGGCAUGAUGGCAGCAGCAUCUCACAUCCAUACCUACUUGGAGCAAAGUUCUUGCGUGACACAGGAUCCAGAAUCUGCAAACCUCUUCUUUCUGCCUGCUUACCAUGGACAGCAGUACGAUGCUUUUUUGGAGAUGGUCUCUCAUGCGGAGUCCGAUGAGAGGUUUCCGUACCUCCUGCAACGGCCAGCAGAUCACUUCUUUGUCGUUUCAGCAAAUCUACCGUCAUGGGUUGACUUGGCACCAUUGCGACAUUCGAUGCUGCUUACCGUGGAGUCUUGGCAAACGAACGAGGGUGUUCCAAGGUGGUAUUCUCCCUGGAAAGAUGUGAUGAUUCCGGGCUACAUUGACCGCUGGCGCAUAGAUGCAAUGCGGGCAGUCAACAAACCAUCGAGAGAGCGUGGGUUUUUGUUGGUAUUCCAUGGAAAUCAUCCCGGAAACCAUCAGCUCUAUGUCAAGCACAAAGCAGAGGUGCGAACUCGAAUUCUGAACUCGUUCUCUGGUUUGCCUGAUUGCAGCGUGGGUGGUCCAGUUGGCGAUUUUUUUGAGCGAAUGGGUCGAACUCAUUUUUGUUUGGUCCCGCGUGGCUCAUCAGCCUGGACCAUCCACCUCUACGAGAGCUUCUUCUUUGGCUGUAUCCCGGUGAUCCUCUCAGACUUUCUGGCUGUACCUUUCCAGGGCAUCGUCGACUGGACUGCUUUCAGCAUCAAAUGGCCUGAAGAGGAAGUGGGGGAGAAACUGCUGCAGCAUCUCCGAAGCAUUCCGUUGAAGAAGAUUGCAGAGAUGAAGGAUCGUCUUGAGGAAGCCGCCUGCUUCUUUGACUUUCAUCGUGGCUAUGGACUGCGUGAGAAAAAGGAGUCCGAUUGGAUAAAAUGGAAGGAAAAUCAGGUGGCUCUGGGAGGGGAUUGUCCUUACAUUGGACACGGAAAUGGUGAGACUUUGGACGCCUGCCACCAGAGCUGUCAGCAGAGCUCUUGCAAUCUGGUGAACUUCCACGACGGGGACUGCGUCCUUAGACGCUGCCUUGACCCAGCGCAGCCUGCCCUCACGGGAGGUGCACAAGGCUGGCAGGUUUGGUCCAUGGUGAAUGACACCCAGCUCCACUGCUCACCCUAUCAUGCGGUUUUCCAAACACUUAGCCAACGACACCAGAAUCGGCCGUUUACACAUGGGCCCUAUUGGAACUGA